UCGGUCUGUCCGAGUGGACCACCUCCGGGUUGCACACACCGCCGUCGAGCCACAUACAUUGUCCGGAAACCUUCUUUGUCACAACGUCAACACUGCAUCGGCGAGGCAAUCAAGUUGCUCUGUCCACAUGGAUCCGUCGGCCCCUCUGGCAGUCGGCGUGAACACAUUGCUUACAUGCGAGUUCGUCCUCCCUGCAGCUCACAUGUGCACAGCAAUAACUCAUACGCCUGUAUCACUCAGCCGUUGCUACCGGGACAGUAGCUGGCGCAUAUGGACUGUUUAAGGGUUCGAGCCAAAUCGGGCCAAUGAUCACUGCUGCUGGUCUGAAUGGCGGCAUUGCGGGUGCUACUUUCUUCAGUUUUCGAGAAUACAUCGCUAGUCCCAUCCUCCUUUCUGCGCUGUCCGACACACACUACUCGAGACGAAUACGGGAGCUUCGGGAGCAACGGAGGGAGAGCACCCACUCCGGAGAGAGGCUCACUUGGUGGGAUGUGCGCAUGAAUAAGGUGCCUGAUACCGCCGUGAGCGGAGCCUUCACUGGCGGUGUGCUCAAUGCUUGGAAAAGAGGACGAGCUGGCAUCAUGCCCGGGGUCCUCACCGCGGGUCUUGCUUGCACUUUGUUCCAACUGCUCUACAACGAGCUGGACAUUGCAAGGAUCAAAUAUGUUUCGAGGAAACUGCAGACGCCCCAGGAGCCGACAUCUGCGUUGUCGCAGCAUGCAUCCUCAAUACCUCAGCCCGACAUAGAGCCACCACAAACCGUGGCCCAGCGGAUCUUCUCUGCGUUGGGAUGGCACAAAGUCUCUGACGAGGAAUACCUGGCGAAGCUCAAAUUCAAACGGGAGAUGUACCUGCAAAGAAUCGCCGAACUGGAAAAGGAGAAGCAGGAAGCAGAACACCAGAAGGGGUCACACGAAAAGCCAUAGUCAUAUCGUAUCACCUGGAUUUGGCUUAGCGUAUGUGUUGUGCUGUUCUACGAUCUAUUGCCUCUGUACUGACGUCCCACACCUCGACGACACCUUUACCAUCUGCGUCAACCCCCAAUAGCCAUAGUAUGCCCACUGAUGACU
Molecule: messenger RNA, 1070 nt
Organism: Fomitopsis serialis
Lineage: Eukaryota; Fungi; Basidiomycota; Agaricomycetes; Polyporales; Fomitopsidaceae
Exons: 3
Coding region: 306-926 (206 amino acids)
Source: RefSeq, a predicted model, not a curated record